CGAUGCCUCAUUGCUUCGUACUCUCUGAGCAUUGAUACAGCUGAGCACGAGGGUUAGUGGCGUGGUGUAGAGGAAUACUGAACCAGUGUAUCAUCAAUCAGCUGAUCUUCACUGUCUGUAACUUCAAGUGUAGCUGCUAAGAAUUCUCAAAAAAUGCGUGAAUGUAUCUCAGUUCAUGUCGGCCAGGCCGGGUGUCAGAUGGGCAAUGCCUGCUGGGAGCUGUACUGUCUUGAGCACGGCAUCCAGCCCGAUGGAUACAUCCCAUCGGAUAAGGUGAUCGGUCCCCACGAUGAAGCUUUCAGUACCUUCUUCCUAGAGACCGGGGCAGGGAAGCAUAUUCCCCGGGCCGUCUUCGUCGACUUGGAGCCCACUGUGAUCGAUGAGGUUCGAACUGGCAAGUACCGCCAGCUCUUCCACCCCGAGCAGCUGAUCACAGGCAAAGAGGAUGCCGCCAACAACUACGCCAGAGGUCACUACACCGUCGGCAAGGAGCUCAUCGAUACCGUGCUAGAUAGAAUCAGAAAAACGGCUGACCAGUGCACGGGUCUUCAAGGUUUCCUCAUCUUCCAUAGCUUCGGUGGAGGCACCGGGUCAGGCUUCACGGCCUUACUGAUGGAGCGUCUCUCUGUCGACUACGGGAAGAAGUCCAAGCUGGAGUUUGCUGUCUACCCUGCUCCACAGGUCUCCACAGCGGUAGUAGAGCCUUACAACUCUGUGUUGACCACUCACACUACUCUUGAGCACUCCGACUGUGCCUUCAUGGUCGACAACGAGGCGAUCUACGACAUCUGUCGACGCAACCUCGACAUUGAUAGACCGACCUACACCAACUUAAAUCGUUUGAUUGGUCAGAUCGUCUCGUCGAUCACAGCUUCUUUGAGAUUUGAUGGUGCCCUCAACGUCGACUUGACAGAGUUCCAGACCAACUUGGUGCCCUACCCACGUAUUCACUUCCCCCUUGCCACCUACGCACCAGUCAUCUCUGCUGAGAAGGCCUACCAUGAGCAGCUGACCGUUGCAGAGAUCACCAAUGCCUGCUUCGAGCCGGCCAACCAGAUGGUGAAGUGCGAUCCCCGUCACGGCAAGUACAUGGCUUGCUGCCUCCUAUACCGUGGUGAUGUCGUCCCCAAGGAUGUCAACGCUGCCAUCGCAACCAUCAAGACCAAGCGUACCAUCCAGUUCGUCGACUGGUGUCCAACUGGCUUCAAGGUGGGCAUCAACUACCAGCCACCUACCGUGGUGCCCGGUGGUGAUCUGGCCAAGGUGCAGCGUGCCGUCUGCAUGCUGAGCAACACCACCGCCAUCGCUGAGGCCUGGGCUCGUCUGGAUCACAAGUUUGAUCUGAUGUACGCCAAGCGUGCCUUCGUCCACUGGUACGUAGGAGAGGGUAUGGAGGAGGGUGAGUUCUCUGAGGCUCGUGAGGAUCUGGCUGCCCUGGAGAAGGACUACGAGGAGGUUGGGGUCGACUCCGUGGAGGACGGCGAACUUGAAGAACACGAGGAAUACUAAAUAUGUUUAUCACAAUAUCUUUUAUUUAAACUGCCUUGCUAAAAAAAAAAAA
Molecule: messenger RNA, 1561 nt
Organism: Asterias rubens (European starfish)
Lineage: Eukaryota; Metazoa; Echinodermata; Asteroidea; Forcipulatida; Asteriidae
Product: tubulin alpha-1 chain-like
Exons: 4
Coding region: 154-1509 (451 amino acids)
Biological process (GO): microtubule cytoskeleton organization; mitotic cell cycle
Cellular component (GO): microtubule; cytoplasm
Molecular function (GO): structural constituent of cytoskeleton; GTP binding
Source: RefSeq, a predicted model, not a curated record